AUGAUGUGCUGCUGCUGCCACUGCCCCUGCCGCUGCCGCUGGCAGCCGCUACCCUGUGCCCUGACCCUGACGCUGUUGCUGCUGCUGCCGCCACUCGUCUUUGUACCCUCUCUAGCUGUGGCCUCUGAAGGCCCAAACCACUGUGAUACCAUAUACCAAGGCUUUGCUGAGUGUCUUAUCCGCCUGGGGGAUGGCAUGGGCCGCGGAGGCGAGCUACAGACUGUCUGCAGAUCCUGGAAUGACUUCCAUGCUUGUGCGUCUCGGGUCCUGUCCGGCUGCCCAGAGGAAGCCGCUGCAGUGUGGGAGUCACUGCAGCGAGAAGCUCGCCGUGCCCCCCACCCAGAUAACUUGCACAUCCUCUGUGGCGCUCCUGUGAGUGUUCGGGAGAUGGUUGCUGGCCCAGAGACCAACCAGGAGACACUACGAGCCACAGCUCCUGUGCUCGCUCCAGCCCCAGCCCCUGCAUUGCUUGCUGCUGCUCUGGCACUUGCCUGCCUCCUGGGGCCUCUGGCCUAAACAGUCUGGUUGGCUAGCCAACAGUGCCCAUGCCUCCCAUCACUGCAUGCAGUGGCCGCCGUGUGGGCUCUGUAGAGUGUGUAUAAUUUUCAUUAAAGGUAUUUAUA
This is a messenger RNA of Microtus oregoni (creeping vole), 623 nucleotides long. RefSeq names its product neuritin 1 like (gene Nrn1l). Gene Ontology annotation, cellular component: plasma membrane. Bases 1 to 516 code for a protein of 171 amino acids. The transcript has 3 exons. Gene Ontology annotation, biological process: neuron projection extension; nervous system development. The record is from RefSeq and is a predicted model, not a curated record. NCBI's taxonomy places the organism in Eukaryota, Metazoa, Chordata, Mammalia, Rodentia, Cricetidae.